Molecule: messenger RNA, 3590 nt
Organism: Lytechinus variegatus (green sea urchin)
Lineage: Eukaryota; Metazoa; Echinodermata; Echinoidea; Temnopleuroida; Toxopneustidae
Exons: 4
Coding region: 664-3516 (950 amino acids)
Cellular component (GO): membrane
Source: RefSeq, a predicted model, not a curated record
GCUGUCACUUUCUAAGUCACAGUGUAAUGAUUCGAUAAUGAGGUGAACGUAGUAAAAUUUGUGAUUAUCUCCUUGAAUAACGGUAAACAUUGCAAUACAAUCUGACUUUUUUCAGUACAUUAACAAAAAAUAAUGACACUCUGUACGUAUUAAUAUCUUCCUGACAUGAGUUUAGUGUCAAACGCAAAUCUGUUGUCGCAUUCAGACCAACAAAUUCAAUCAAAGUUAUUACGUUAUUACCAAUGACAUACAAUCCAUCGAUUUGGAGUGGGUUUCAAUCAUUUGACUGGGCAUCAAAUGGAAUGACCCCGUCGUGUAUGUAAACUCAGCAAGUGAGAAGGGUACGAUCCAGCACCCCUUAUGCACCCCUGGGCGUCACCCCGCAUGCUCGCGUGUUGAAAGGGGAAAUGAAACGUGAAACUUUAGAACAGUAUUGUGAUAUUCGAUGCGGUAUAUUUGAAUUCCUCGACUCGUCACAAUGGCAGACAAUACCAAGAUUCGAUGAGGUGUUGAAUAGCGUUCAUUCAUCAAUGCAGGCAAUGCGCUCAAGCAUGUGUAUGAAAUAUAUAUAUAUAUAUGGUUGGCAGAUAUAAGGCGUUAUGAUAAAUCGUUCUCAUCGAUGAUGGAGUAUGUUGCUUCCGUGGUAUUGACAAGUUUAUUGAGAUGAGCGUUAUGGAGGAUGAACAGGAAGUUGAUAUCUCAUUUCCGGAUUACGGUUUUUACUCCGUUCAAGAUGAGGUUAGCCGGAGAUACAGCCGCACGGGGAAACACAAGAUACUCGCCCAGAAAUACGACGCUAGUCUUAUGAAGUACAGGUACAGCGAUGAGACAGAAAAGAGCUCCCCUUACGACAAAGCCCGAUCUGAUUCAGAGAGCCCAUCCCCUUCGGAUUCGGCCGGUAGUUACCAGGGUGUCUACUCGCCGCAAUUGGCGCAGAGGAAUGAAGAAGUCAGAGACACUCUGUGGAACUCCUCCAGGAAGCCCCGAAGAUCCUUCAUCGAGGACGAGUCCACGAGUACAUGGAUCUCACCCGGUGUGCAUCCAGGGGUCACUGAUCCUUUCGAGAAGGAUCACCGACAUCCUGUCGCCGAACUGAAAACCAGUGAUCAACAAUUUGUCUUUGAAAACGCCUAUCAAAGCAACAGUUGGCUCGAGGAUGACCAUCACAUCCUGGACAAAACUGGAACUUCAGAUGAAGAGGUCCGCAACGAGUGUACUGACGAAGACCCACGCGUUGAGGAAUCAUAUCGGGAACCGCCACCGCCAUACUCUGUAGCUGUUCGUUCUUCGAAGGUUCCAAGUUCCUACCGGGAUAUUGCUCCUCGACUCUCGGAAGAUCUCCACGAAUUACCUGAUACUGGCGACCUGAUGGAAGAUCUAGAAGGCUCAGAACAGGAUCAGGAGUUGACAUAUCAUAAUAGUGACCUUGAAGAACCUGUCAGACCGCAAGUUGACAUCAGCAACCAAGCUGAUGUAUCUGUUUGGGCAGAACUUGUACAAAUUGACGAAUCUGAAGAUGAGAAUCCAGCGCUUCACAACAGCAGCGGAAUCAUCACGGAGAGCAAGGAAAGGCGAACGAGCUCCCCCGAUAGGCACAUCCGGUUCGUCCUUGAGGCGAAACGAGCCAAAAGUGAUCCUGAAGAUAUUACGAAAACUGCUGUUGGUAUCAAUUGGAUGGGUUCUGAGGAUGUACAGUAUAGCAAUCGCUAUGAGACGGGCGGGGUCGGGGCUUAUGAAGAACAUCAAGGAGGCAAGACCGGCUUGACCCCACUUGUGGAUGAAGUGUUCAGCUACCCAAGCACCUCUGACAAUGCAGCACCAACUGGUGAUACCGGAAUCUAUGGACUUGACAACCCUAGCUAUGCCUAUGACGUUGAAGAAUCGUAUAGAAAUAGUACAUCGAUAGAUCACCGGAGACAUACAACUCAGCCACUCCGUUCGGACAUGGUUCACCGACAAGCUAUAGACUGGUAUGGGAAGGGACCCGUCUAUGAUAGCUCACAGUCAUCAACACUUGAUAGCGUAUUCACCGAACGCAGUUGGUCCUCAGAGGUAGGAAGACCAAGGGCGUUUCGUCAGAAGCGACGGGUUUACCCGAAACCUCGAGAUCCAGUCGGAGACCUUGGUGAUGGGUUGAAAUCAAAAUCAGGUAGACGUGCGAAAGACAAGGAUAUUAACCGCUUGCAUCAAAGCAGAUCAUUUAAUUCACCAAUGACAGGCUCUCGAGGCAGGGGGCACAGAGCUUCAAAGGUGUCAGAAGAUGACCUUCGCAGGUCUAUUGUCAAACGGGAGCUGGAACUUUUUAUGCAACGAAAAACGGGAAAAGAUGGACAUCCAAACAGCAGGCGGGUGGGGUCCCGAGAGAAGGCAGAGCCAACUGCUGCAAGUAAACACAAUAAAAGUGUUACUGAACCAACUUUGUUAAAACUUUAUGAUCCACAGCACCGAACACACAGACAUGACAAAGCAGGAAAUCACCUUCCAACUCAGCAGGCGAAGGCGGAUCCGCGAUGGGUCGGACCUAAUUCAAGAACGUUUUCAGACGAUGACAUCCGUAAAACUGUUCCUCUCAGAAAUUCUGGCAUCGGUGGAAAGAAAGAUCGUCCCUUGACAUACCCGAACGACGUGAACAGACCGUUCUCGCAACUCAUUUCUCGGGAAGAUAACUUUGACAUUCUCAAUGACCUCAAUAGAAUUAACAAAGACAGACAACCUCUGCAAAGUCAGCGACAUACUCGGGUGCCAAAACAACCUCUUUCGUCAAACGAUCGUCACCAUUCCGACAGAGGCGACAUUGUAAGGAGACAUGAUAGAGGACAUCACCCAACUGAGCUAAGGAAACCACGUGACGCAACAGGAAAUAUGUCACAACUUCCUCCGAAACCACAGCGCCAAAUAACUCGAGGCGAUUCACAAGCAACUGGUCAUAUUCAUCCAGUGGGAAAGCCUCAAUUAAAGUCAUAUCAAACUCGUGAAAGACAUUUACCACCGAGUGGCCGAACAAGGGACGGCAGCGGAAGAACUUCGGGAAUGCCAGCAACUUCGGAAUUUUCAGCAAGAGCCGUGCAUCCAGAGCCCAUACCUGGCAAUAAACCGGCAAAUGAACCAGCAAGGACUGACCUCGAGAGAGCUAACCCGACCAAUGAGGCUGUUCCAGAAGUAUCACGCCCAGAAGCAAGCCGGGCAGAUAGUAACAACAACCAACCUGGCCAGAAGUCCGAUUCGGGUUUUUCAAAUUAUCGUUUCCUCUCCGUAAUGGCCGCGUUGUGGUUCUUCCCAAUCGGGAUAUGGGCUCUCAGGAAAUCACAUCAGGUUGACUCCCGUGUGAAGGCCAACGAUUUACCUGGUGCGAGAAGAGCAUCCAAAUCAGCGAGAAACCAUGCAAUUGCAGCUUUCGUCGUCCUGGGUUUCAUCAUGCUCAUCCUGAUUGCCCGGUUGAUAGAAAUUACUAUUGACCCUCGGAAAACAUUCAUUCAAUAUUACAAAAUAGUGCCUGAUGAAGUUGACAGCAUAUGAUACUAAUACCUUGGUCACAUUUGCUCUACGGCGGCGGCACGGCGAGUCGAAAACAGUCGUUUUUUUAAUUUUAA